Passer domesticus (house sparrow) is the source of this 1592-nucleotide messenger RNA. RefSeq names its product solute carrier family 25 member 48 (gene SLC25A48). Gene Ontology annotation, molecular function: transmembrane transporter activity. Bases 115 to 1122 code for a protein of 335 amino acids. The transcript is spliced from 7 exons. Gene Ontology annotation, biological process: transmembrane transport. Lineage: Eukaryota; Metazoa; Chordata; Aves; Passeriformes; Passeridae. The record is from RefSeq and is a predicted model, not a curated record. Gene Ontology annotation, cellular component: mitochondrion.
GCGCGCGGAGCCGCACGGCCGGGGAGCGCUGCCCGCCGGGAUCCCUGCCCGACUGGAGCCCCUGUCCACCGGGAUCCCUGCUCUAGGGGAGCCCCUGCCCGCCGGGAGCGCAGCAUGGACAGCCUCCAUCUGCAGGACUUCGUGGCGGGCUUGGUGGGCGGAGUUGCCAGUGUGUUUGCGGGCCAUCCCCUGGACACGGUCAAGACUCGUUUGCAAGCUGGACAAGGAUAUGGAAAUACAUUCAAGUGUGUUCUCACUGUGUACAGAAAUGAGUCUCUGACAGGCUUCUUCAAGGGCAUGUCCUUCCCACUGGCCAGCAUUGGCAUCUACAGCUCGGUGGUGUUUGGAGUCUUCAACAACACGCAGCGGCUCCUGAGCCAGCUCCGCCACGGGGACCCGGCCGCCGCGCCCUCGCUCACCGACAUGACUCUGGCCAGCCUCGUGGCUGGGGUCAUCUCUGUGGGCAUUGGCACUCCCGUGGAACUGGUCAAGAUAAGGCUGCAGAUGCAAACACAGCCGUGCACCAAAGCAAACAUUAAACUAAAUUCCACAGCUCCUGGAUCUCCUGUGUACCGAGGCCCAAUUCACUGCUUAAGGACAAUCCUACAGAAAGAGGGGAUACCAGGAAUAUACAGAGGCAACGUAGCAAUGCUCCUGAGGGAUGUUCCUGGCUACUGCGCCUAUUUUAUCCCGUACGCAAUGUUCUGUGACUGGAUAACUCCUCAUGGAAGCAUUGCUCCUAAUGCCUUCGCCAUCUGGGUGGCAGGGGGUGUAGCAGGAGCCGUUUCCUGGGCAGUAUGUACUCCAAUGGAUGUUGUGAAAAGUCGAAUUCAGGCAGAUGGAGUUUAUUUAAACCAGUACAAAGGGACCCUUGACUGCAUCUUGCAGAGCUACCAGAACGAGGGCUUAAAAUGUUGCCAAGAAGACCAGAAAGUCUCCUGCCUUCCUGAGCCAGAUCAGCAGUGUGGUGUUGGUGAGGGCUCAGCUGCCCUGACCGAAGACUCCCACCCUGCACCUGCAGCAGCUGCUGUGGACACGUGGUCCAUGGAGCACUCCGAAAGUGGCACCAGCUCAAUCAAACCCAAAGACUAUUUUAUUAUCAAAUCUUUCACUGUUGACUAAGAGCACUUUAGUAAUUAUGGUGGUGAUGGUGGGCUUCUUCACCAAUGGCAUUUUUUUGUUUUGAACCAGGAAGAGAACUUCCCUUUCCCAAGGGAUGUACCCAAACCCAGCCCACCUCAAAUCACCAAGGGAGCGUCUUUUGUAUGACACGGCAAUAUAACACUCGUCUUCUUUGGUGAACAAGGAAAGGAGGAAAUGCAGUGGGUACACAGGUGCUUUUUCUGGAUUCCCACCAAAUCCUAGCUUGCUUUCAGGUUCAAAGAAGUGGGUGACUCCUCCCAUACAGACACGUGUGCUCUACAACACAGUUUGGCACAAUUUAACACAUUAUCAUGAAAAAUGUAAAGGCUUCAACAUCUUCAGUCUGUUAUCCAAAGUAUAAAUUGAAUUGGGAAACAGAAGGAUGUUAAAUUCAGAGACUAAGAUGCUUUUUUUAUAUACAGAAAACAAUAAACCAAGUUUGCAUUUCA